This is a messenger RNA of Rotaria sp. Silwood1, 315 nucleotides long. The record is from the annotation of a GenBank genome assembly. Lineage: Eukaryota; Metazoa; Rotifera; Eurotatoria; Philodinida; Philodinidae.
AUGAAAAAGAUCGUAUUGAACAAGAAAAAACUUGAAUAUAAAACUAAAUAUGAUAAUUUACAAGAAGAAAUACGUUUGAUUUUAUUUGAUCGUGCUAAACUUGAACAAGAAUUAAUAGCUGAUGCUGAAGCACGUUUACGUGUUUUACAAACAAAAAAUCGGACAUUAUUAGCAUUAAAAGAUCAACAUAUAAAAACUGAAUUUGAAUCACUUACACAACAUCUUAAUAAAGUUGAAUCAGAUAAAUUAGAUGUUGAACAAUGUUAUCAUAAUCAACAUGAAGAAAUAACAGAUAAACAACAACAUUCACUGUAA